This is a messenger RNA of Laetiporus sulphureus 93-53, 553 nucleotides long. RefSeq lists its product as uncharacterized. Lineage: Eukaryota; Fungi; Basidiomycota; Agaricomycetes; Polyporales; Laetiporaceae. The transcript has a single exon. Bases 99 to 515 code for a protein of 138 amino acids. The record is from RefSeq and is a predicted model, not a curated record.
CAUGGUAAUGCGAGCACUUCGGGUCUACAUGCCUAUCGCUGCGCUAGGAUUUUAAUUCUCGUAGUCAAACAUAGAUCGUUGAUGAACACGUACAUAGUAUGCAUGUAGUAUGUUGUGCAGAAAAAGGGCACACUAUGCAAUCCGUCUCACUGUGUUUUCCAGAGUGCAUCGUCAGCGUCGGGAAAUUUCUUGAUGAAACCUCCAUUUUCUCGCGAUUCUGCACCAAGCAGGUUCGUCAGGUUGGCACACAUCCCAAACGUUCGCCGCAAUACUACUAUCCUUGGCAAGUUUCUGUCUUCGCGUGGAACCCCGUAUUACUCCCAGUAGUAUUAUUCAUCCUCGGAGUCAUUCCAGUUCUCCUCGACUGUAUUCGCCUCCGGCCCCUGAGGCGUGCUCUUGCUCAGUAUUUCGUGAGGAUGUCGGGUACCUUAUUGACUGCAGCGUACCACUCCGAUCACGCCAUUCGUAUGUCCGUAUCGAUCGUCGGUGGAUGCACGAAUACGACAGGGCGGUGAACCGGUGCUUGGCCAGCUCAGCCGCGAAGGUGAAAACC